UUGUGGUGGAGGGUGUAGUGUGCCGAAGUGAUGUGAACACUUUAGUAUUUAGAGAUGACAAGAUUGACAUCUGUAAAGAUAUCAUUGAGCCACUAGUAUCAUCUGAACACCUUGCCGACAAUCCCAAGAUAAUCAUUGAGGAGGAGACUAAUCGAGGUAAAUUGCUUGAUUUAUCGCAGUUAAGAACCCCACAUGGCCAAAAAUUUAUUGUCGCUGUAGUCGAUGCUAAUAUUGACAAGAUUGACCACGUUCGAGACAUAUUUGUUGAAUGGCGUAUUCAUCGCUCUAAAAUGAUCGACAUCAAAGAAAGACUUUUGAGAUUAGAAUCACAAAAAUUUAAAGCGAUGAUUGUGAGGUCUCAUCUCGAGCAGCCGAUUUAUUUGUGCCCAGGCAAGUCCGUGGGUUACAACGAUUUUGGAGAUGUUGUUGGUGAGGUUGACGAAGUGAUUAGGUCCACUCAAAACCCGAAAGGUUUGGCUAUUGCGAUCAGGCUAGAGCUAGAUGAGUAUCACCUCUGGAUUAAAAUAGAUACCAAUACCAAAAUACUUACUGACACAUUUUCGGAACUGGGUUAUGCAGCCAUAUGUAUCUCUGUAAGGAAGACUGAAAUAGAUGACAUCAUGACUGCAGUGACAUACCACACAGAGUUGUCAGACCACCCGAUAGUGUUUGCAAUUAGUGGACAAGUAGCUGGAGAUGACCCAAACCAUUUGCUUGAUAAAAGUAGUCUUAUCGACAUCGACAUCAACAAGGCUAUUCUCGAGCCUCUUUGCAUUCCUUAUCUCUCUCAGCACCCUAAGAUAUUUCUUAUCAUGGCCUAUACUGGUACUGAAACCUCGCUGGACCUAUCACACCUGAUGGUUCCAUUCGAAGGAAACUUCAUUCUUGCUUAUAUCCAUUCUAAAACAAUACACAAUAUAUCUUCUGAGACUACUGAGAUUUUACAGCAUGCACUCCAGAACACCGACGCAUCUAUUGAUGAAGUACUAGAUGAGGUUCGACGUAACAUCCCAGGCCACUCUUCAAUGAAGGUGAUCUCUCGCCUCGACAAGCCAGUGUAUAUCCAUGACGACCCGGUAGAUCUUCAUCGCGGCAUUGGUGAACAAAUAGACCCUACUGGAACUGAUCCAGUUGGGACAAGUUAGUAGCUACUAUUAAAUGGACAAAUUAAACUAUACUUAUUUAUUUUGGUCAUCAUGCUUUCUUAUUUAAAAAAAACAACACUUUUUUAUUAUGUAGAUCGAGGUAUAGCUCCUUAUAAUAAUAUACUUGCACGAGCAUAUUAUACCGGUAUGGUUAUAGCACAAUUUUUCCCUGAAGUGUUUAAUCUGAAAUCAAAUCAGUCAUUUACAUAUGUAUGC
Messenger RNA from Halichondria panicea, 1361 nucleotides. RefSeq lists its product as uncharacterized. Bases 291 to 1145 code for a protein of 284 amino acids. The transcript has 3 exons. The record is from RefSeq and is a predicted model, not a curated record. NCBI's taxonomy places the organism in Eukaryota, Metazoa, Porifera, Demospongiae, Suberitida, Halichondriidae.